UUUCUUCCUUCAUCUUCUCCGCUACUCCAUAUCGCUUUUCCGCAUCGACAGACAAAGUACCCAAGGAGGGGCUUCUCAUUUCUCAUGUCCUUUCAACGAUGAAGGCUUGCGACUACAUGUGGACUUCGGCACCGCCGAGAUUCACAGCUCGUGUUUCUCACGCGCCGUCUCUGCGGCUUUGCACUCGCCUCCACCGCGCGUCCUUCCCACGCGCCGUCGUCGUGCGCCCGAAGGCUUUCCAACGCGGUGACUUCGACCGCUUCGCCGACAGCGUGAAGUCCGGUAAGGCCUGGAGAGACGCUUGGCGCGGGGCUAACGACAGCUUCGAGCUUCUCGUCUUCGAGGCGAAGAAGACCGCCGAGCGAAUCGACCGCGAGUACUCCGUCUCCCGCCGCCUCAGCUCUGCCGCGAACUCCGCGUUCGACCGCGCUCGCGAGAUAGACAACGAGCUCAAGAUUAGCCUUCGGUGGCGGAGUUUCUCCGUCGAUUUCAGCAGGAAUUGGCCCAAGUACAGGAAACAGUUCAGUGACUUCUUGAAUACACCGCUUGGUGGAAGUUUUGCUACAAUAUUCUUCAUCUGGUUUGCGCUGUCUGGAUGGCUGUUCCGUGUGCUGAUAUUCGCCACUUGGGUUCUUCCAUUUGCUGGCCCUCUUCUUAUUGGGGCUGUGGCCAACAACUUUGUCAUCAAGGGUGAGUGCCCGGCAUGCCAGAAGCAGUUCAUAGGGUACAAGAGCCAAAUAAUCAGAUGUGAAGGCUGCGGAAACAUAGUGUGGCAACCCCAAGGAGACUUCUUCUCGAGAGGCGGUGGAAACAACAAGGGCAAAUCCAAAAAGCCGCCUCCCAAGUCCCAAAUCAUCGACGUUGAGUUCGAAGAGAAGUGACGGGAUUAGAACAGCAAAGUUUGCACUUGCCAAUGAAUCUGAAUGAUUCUUGUUUGCAAAAUCACAACGACGGUAACCAUACAUUUCUCUGGCUGGACCAUACUUUUUCCGGGUUUUGAAGAUCUUUCUUCUGCCAAAAGGGUUUGUUGUUUGCUCAGAGAGAAGUUUUAUACAUACCCCGCUGCUGUAGAAUUUGUGUAGAAGGUGAAAGCUAUAGUUUCGAGACGGAGUUCUUAUAUUUUUUUCCCGCUGUUUGGUUUAUUUACCUUCGCAUGUGGAAGUGCUUGAGAAUGUAUAGCUAAGACUAGUUCUGACGUUAUAACAUUUCGAUCGAAAUAAAUCUGCAUUAUAAUUACGUUUA
This is a messenger RNA of Tarenaya hassleriana, 1242 nucleotides long. RefSeq lists its product as uncharacterized. Gene Ontology annotation, cellular component: chloroplast. The coding region runs from base 99 to 881 and encodes 260 amino acids. Lineage: Eukaryota; Viridiplantae; Streptophyta; Magnoliopsida; Brassicales; Cleomaceae. The transcript has 5 exons. The record is from RefSeq and is a predicted model, not a curated record.